AUGUGGGGUAUGAGACCUACUGACGCGGUGAAAAGUGGCCGCAUUGUCAAAGUGGGAAUCAUAGGAUGCGGCUUGGUCACGCAAGUUGUUCACGUGCCCUGUAUGAACUCGUUGUCCCACCUGUUCCAGGUGACAUACCUCUAUGACGUCUCUGAGGAUGCUACGAAACACAGCCUGGAAAAGCUCGCUGGCAGCUCGAAGCCCAAGACCACCAGAAGGCUCGAGGAAAUUUGCAACGCGCCUGAAGUCGACUUGGUGCUGAUAGCAACACAUCACGCUUUUCAUGCAUCCCAUGCAUUGCUUGCGCUGCAAGCAAACAAGCACGUGUUCAUUGAGAAGCCCAUUGCAUUGACUUUGCAAGACACAGACCGUAUUAUUGCUGCGGACACGGCUGCAGGCGGUGGCAGAGUCAUGAUCGGUUACAUGAGGAGAUAUGCUGCAGCUUUUGUCGACGCGGUGAAAGAGGUUGGCACCAUUGAUCAAGUGCGUUACGCUCGCGUUCGAGACAUCAUCGGGCCGAACUCCGUCUUCGUGGGACAAUCCGGCACAUUCCCUAGGACUUUCAACGAUUACCAAGAAGCAGAUUCCGAAGCUUUGCGUCAGAAGAUAGCGGAAGAUGUUGACCAGGCUCUGCAGACUGAGCUUGGGGUCUCCGUCACACCGGAAACGGAUAUGAUGUGGCACACGCUUUCCAUGCUUGGUUCACAUGACUUGAGCGCCAUGCGGGAAAUCCUGGGAAUGCCAAAGGGUGUCGUAGGAUUCUCUCCCUGUGCUACUACUGGCUCACCGUUCUGGAGUGCGAUAUUCCAAUACCCCAGCUUUGCCGUCGCAUACGAGUCUGGUGUCGACCAGGUGGCAAGAUUUGAUGCAUCAAUCGAGGUUUUUGGCGAUACAAAGACUGUCAAAGUGUGCAUCGAUACCCCGUUUGUCAGGGGCCUGCCGACGACGAUGAUCGUAAAAGAGACCCUGCCGGAUGGAUCGUACCGGGAAUCCACCAUCCGGCGAACUUACGAAGACCCGUUCUUGCUCGAACUACAGGAGAUGUACAAAUGGGUCACGGAAGGGAAUAUUCCCAAGACAACCCCAGCUGAUGCUCGGAACGAUCUCGAGAUUUUGGGGAUGCUUAUGAAAGCUAUUGCCAAUUGA
Messenger RNA from Diaporthe batatas, 1146 nucleotides. RefSeq lists its product as uncharacterized. NCBI's taxonomy places the organism in Eukaryota, Fungi, Ascomycota, Sordariomycetes, Diaporthales, Diaporthaceae. Gene Ontology annotation, biological process: NADPH regeneration. Gene Ontology annotation, cellular component: cytoplasm. The coding region runs from base 1 to 1146 and encodes 381 amino acids. Gene Ontology annotation, molecular function: oxidoreductase activity; nucleotide binding. The transcript has 3 exons. The record is from RefSeq and is a predicted model, not a curated record.